GGCAGAUCGGGAGCGGCGCAGAGAAAUUUCUUUACUAGAUGACAUUUCAUCGCAAUGUCCGAUCGUUUGGGGCAAAUAACCAAGGGAAAGGAUGGGAAAAGCAAGUACUCGACUCUCAGCCUGUUUGAUAAGUAUAAAGGAAAGUCAAUAGAAGCUAUCAGAACUACAGUUAUUCCUAGACAUGGCUUACAGAGUCUUGGGAAAGUUGCUGCUGCCCGGCGCAUGCCACCUCCUGCAAACUUGCCUAGCUUGAAGUCUGAGAACAAAGGAAACGACCCCAACAUCAUUAUAGUACCUAAGGACGGUACAGGAUGGGCAAACAAGCAGGAUCAGCCAGACCAAAAGAGUUCCAGUGUGACGGCUGCACAGCUGCAGGAGUCGCUGCCGCAGCAGGGUUUGCAGAAAUCUGUCUCCAAUUUACAGAAGCCGACACAGUCAAUCAGUCAGGAGAGUACAAAUUCAGUGCCAGGUGGACCAAAGUCAUGGGCACAGCUGAAUGGAAAGCCAGCAGGACAAGAAGGUGGUUCAAGGGCCUCAAGCCGACUGUUAUCCUUCUCUCCCGAGGAAUUUCCGACGCUGAAAGCAGCUGGCGAGCAGGACAAGGUUGGCAAAGAAAAGGGCGCCUUAGAUCCGUCGUAUGGGCCAGGACCAAGCCUCCGCCCCCAGAAUGUCACCAGUUGGAGGGAGGGCGGUGGGAGGAACAUAACCUCUGCUACAUCUCUGACCGCCUCCCCUGCUGAGCUGGGCAGCAAGACCCCCAGCGCCGGAGACGGAGCCCCCUCCUCAGUGAGCACCAGCGAUCCGAAGGAGCCGUCUCUCCGCCCAGCUCAGCCUGUCCGCAAAGGGGCUUCGCAGUUCAUGGGCAAUGUCUACCAGCCACCUACAUACCAUGACAUGCUACCUGCUUUUAUGUGUCCACAGCAGCCAUCUGAGACCCCUGCAUCACUGGACCGAGGGUCUUUCCCCCUUCCUCAGCUUCGGCUUGAGCCACGGGUACCUUUCAGACAGUACCAGAUGAAUGACCAGGAUGGAAAAGAGAACAGGCCAAGCCUGUCCCGCCCGACACGUCCAGUUCGGCAGCAAAUGGAGAGAGCACCUCGGCCCACCAUCAUCAAUGCAGAGAACCUGAAGGGGCUGGAUGAACUAGACAAUGAUGCAGAUGAUGGAUGGGCAGGUAUUCAUGAAGAAGUGGAUUACUCUGAGAAACUGAAGUUUAGUGAAGAUGAGGAAGAGGAAGAACCUCUUGCUAAAGAUGGACGACAGAAGUGGAACAGCUGGGAUCCCAGAAGGCAGCGACAGUUGUCCCUGAGCUCUGCAGACAGUGCAGAUGUCAAACACACCCUGGAGGAAGGAAAGAACUGGAGCGACUCGGUUGGCUUGUCCCGGUCAGUCCGGAAAGGGCAGGAUUCACAGCAGCCUCUGAGGAAGCUGAAUGGCUGGAGCUCUUCGUCUGAAUACCAGAAACCCACAGUGGGAAAUGUUCUCAGGCAGCAGUCCCUCGAGGAUAAAGAAGAAAAGGUGCCACUGAGACAGAAGUUUGUGCACUCUGAGAUCUCUGAGGCUGUUGAGAGAGCCAGGAGGCGGCGGGAGGAGGAGGAGCGGCGAGCCAGGGAGGAGCGUCUGGCAGCCUGUGCUGCAAAGCUGAAACAACUUGAUCAGAAGUGCAAACUGGCUCAGAAGAGUGGGGAGACCCAGAAACACCCAGAGAAUGAAGACGUGAGACCAGCAAGCACAGAGAAAAAUGCUGUGCAAGAGAACGGUCCUGCUUUCCGCAGAGCAACCCCUGAGUUUCACACACAAGAGGCCUCUGUUGGCUAUCUGGAAGAGGAGACGCCUGCCCCAGCAGCAGCAGCACAAAGCAGCAGUGAGGAGGAGCUCAGAGAAGCUCCCUCCCCAGCACAGGAGUUCAGCAAAUACCAGAAGUCUCUUCCACCACGGUUCCAGAGGCAGCAGCAGCAGCAACAGCAGCAGCAGCUGUACAAGAUGCAGCACUGGCAGCAACAGCAAGUCUAUCCUCCCCCAUCCCAUUCCCAUCCCCAGCGGACCUUCUACCCGCCACACCCCCAGAUGCUUGGCUUUGAUCCUCGCUGGAUGAUGAUGCCCUCUUACAUGGACCCUCGCAUGGCCCAGAGUCGCACCCCCGUGGAUUUCUACCCUUCAGCCCUUCACCCUUCAGGAAUUAUGAAGCCCAUGAUUCAGCAGGACUCCAUCGGUGGGAGCAGCUGUCGGUCUGAAGAUCAGAACUGCCAGGCAGGGCAGGCAGAAAGGAAAAGUGCUCCCUUGGACCCUGUGCCAGUGUGGGGCCAGGAGAGCUACACAUCCCUGCAGAGCAAAGGGUACUCCCUGUCACAUCAAAAGCAGGCUGACAGCAUCACUGUGGAGGGGCUGCAUGCCAGGAAUGACAGUUACUCUGCUGCUCCUGGAAGGCCGGAGAGUCUGAGCACCCAGCGAGAUCUCUUUGAAGACAGAGGGGAGGAGUACUUGAAUGCUUUUGACAAGAAGGCCCAAGCAGACUUUGACAGCUGUCUGCCUUCUCAGAGGAUAGGCCAAGAUCUCUUGUUUCAGCAUCAGGAGACCGUGCAGGAAACCUGUCCUGCUGGGAACCGCCAUGCGAACUUGAGGUGUUCGCCCCUAGAGCCUGACUUCAUCCAAGCAGAGAAGAAGCCUGAGUAUAAUGGCUGGGAUGUCAACCACCAUCAGAAACCUGCAGAGACUGCAGCAGAAGCUGCCGAAGAAGUGCCCAGGGAUGAGCAGUCAUUCAGUGCUGACCCAUGGAAGAAGGAAGGAGCCAAUACCAAACAGCCCACAGAAGAGACAACAGAGUGGGCUCCUGAGAACCGCAACACCGGUGGUCAGCACCAGGAGCAAAUGGGGAGGACGCGGCGAUCUGGCCCGAUUAAAAAGCCGGUCCUGAAAGCCCUCAAGGUGGAAGAGAAGGAGAAGGAGAUGGAGAAGGUUAAGCUUGAAGGAGAGGACACCUCACGCCCACUGAAGGAGAAGGCGGCUGUUCAGAAAGUAGAAAACGAGUCAGAUGAUUCUGCAGCCUUACUGAACUCCACACGUUACCUGCUGGAUGAAAAAGCUUCUUCCCAAGCCAGCCUUGCCCGGGAGGCUGAGAAAUCCCAAGAGGAAGAGGAGGAAGAAGAGGAGGAAGAGAAGCCAGAAAGAGCCUGGGAGAACAAACUAUCCAGAGAAUCCGGUGAUCUCCCUCCCACCAAAAGAAACAACUGGAUCUUCAUUGAUGAGGAGCAAGCCUUUGGUGGGAGAGGUCAAGGGCGUGGACGAGGGAGAGGCUUCCGAGAGUUCACUUUCAGAGGCCGAGGCACUGUCGUGGGCAGCCGGGGGGUCUAUAACAACCAGCGGAGCAGCCGAGGGCGAGGGCUGCGGGAGUUCAACCAGGCAGAGGACUUCCCCAGGGGCAAGCCAAGGCGCCGCAUUGCGAGCGAGACGCACAGCGAGGGCUCAGAGUACGAGGAGCUCCCCAAGCGUCGCCGGCAAAGGGGCUCAGAAAACAGCAAUGAAGGCUCCGUGCUGGACCGGGAGGACAGUGAUUUGAAAAAGGGAGACUUCAAAGAGUCUUGGAGGUCCAACAAAAUCUAUUCAGAUGAUCACAAUAGUCUGGAUCCUAAGAUGAGGGCGCCGAGAGCUUUUGGGAGAUCAUUGCCGCCAAGACUGAGCAACUCUGGCUAUGGGAGAAGGGGCUUCAUGGGGAAGGAGCCCACCCAGUGGCAAGGCAGGAGUGGAGGAGCAGGGUGGCAGGAGUACAGCCACACGUCUCCAUCGGAUGCUUUUGGGAGCAGGCAGCAGGCUGACAGGGACUACAUUCAGGAUUCUUACAAACACGUGGAUUCCUUCUCCAGCCGGGUUUUUGAUGAGAGUCAUCUGGAUGACAAAAGGCACUUUUUCCAAGAGGAUUACUCAGCAGAUCAGGAGAACAUAGAGAACAGGCCGUUCAGGAGGCGGCGGCCCCCCCGCCAAGACAAGCCCCCGCGAUUCAGGCGCCUCAGGCAAGAGAGGGAAUCAGUUGGCCAGUGGAACCCUGAGGAGGGAGGCCCCAACCUGCUGCCCAGCCAGUGGCCUGGAAGACCCAAGCUGACCACUGCAGAGAAGAGCAGCAUUUCGGGCAGACGCUCUCCUGAGCUGUCCUACCAGAACUCAUCAGACCACGCCAAUGAGGAAUGGGAGACAGCAUCUGAAAGCAGCGACUUCAGCGAGCGGCGGGAGAGGCGAGAUGGAGUUUCAGAGAGCGAAGCCCAGCUGGAGGGGGGCCUCGGGAGUGGGAGCUUGGGAGAGAAGAGGGAGCUGGCAAAGAGGAGCUUCUCAAGCCAGAGGCCACUUGUGGACAGGCAGAGCCGCAAGGCUGAGCCAGCAGGGUUUGCAGAGCAGUCCGUCAGGAGUGGUGUUGGAGCAGCUUCCAGAUAUGAGAGCCAGCAGAGCGGGACGCUGAUAAAAAGCAAAAGGUCUCCAGAAGAAGGAGGGAGCCUUGGUAACACCAGUGGUGGGAGCAGCCACUCCAUUUACAGCUUGGAUAGGGCCUCCCAUGCCAACUCAGAGUGUGCUGAGGGGCCAGGUAAAAAGCCAGAGAAGGAGUCCAAAUCCACUGCGCAAAGAGCAAGUGAGAAGGGGGAGGCCUUGUCACAGUUUGAACUGAGUUAUGGAAGUACCAUCAUUGAUAAUCGGGUGUCAAACACAGCAGAGGAGAAUGAAGUAGGUUCUAUGGCAGGUGAAGGCUUCAUUGAGGUUCUUACUAAGAAGCAGCGUCGCUUGCUGGAAGAAGAGCGAAGGAAGAAGGAACAGGCUGCUCAGGCACCAGCUAAGGCCCGUGUCCUUCAGUCUCGCAUUCCUCCUCGGUUUGCUAAGAAGCAAAACAGCUUGUGCUUGGAGCAAGGUGAUGUAACGGUGUCUGGAAACAGCCUGGGCACAGAGAUCUGGGAGAGCAACAGCCCAGCUCUUUCUGUUCAGUCUCCUGGCAGUGAUUCCUGGAGCAAGCCUGUAAAUACCUUUAAUGGUACUGAAUCUAGCACCACUGAGCAGGGUUUUAAAGGCAGCCAGGGGGAUAGUGGCAUUGACUUGAGCGCGGAGUCUCGGGAAUCCUCCGCUACCUCCUCCCAGCGCAGUUCUCCGUAUGGCACCCUCAAACCGGAGGAGAUGAAUGGGGCUGGCCUGGUGGACCCAAAGCCUGACUGCCAGAAGGAGCAAGUGCAGAAGCAAUCUGAUAAAAAGGAUUCAGAUCAAGGCUCAGGACAGAACAAGGAACACAAGCCUGGACCAAUCGGCAACGAACGCUCCCUGAAAAACAGAAAGGGUUCGGAGGGAACGGAACGGCUGGAAGGGAAUAUUCCCCCUGUUAACGGGGUGGAAAUUCACGUGGAUUCUGUACUUCCUGUGCCACCCAUUGAAUUUGGAGUAAAUCCUAAAGAUUCUGACUUCAGCUUGCCACCUGGUUCUGCCUCUGGCACUGCAGCUAACCCUGUCACCAAAUUGCAGGAUGCCUUGGCCAGUAAUGCAGGGUUAACGCAGUCCAUUCCCAUUCUGCGAAGAGAUCAUCACCUCCAGCGGUGCAUUGGCCUCAACCCAAUGUCCUUCCCCACUGCAGACCUUACUCUUAAGAUGGAGUCUGCUCGUAAAGCUUGGGAAAACUCUCCUAGUUUACCAGAACAGAACUCCCCGGGAGGCGCAGGCUCAGGCAUCCAGCCUCCUUCCAGUGUUGGAGCCUCCAACGGUGUCAGCUACAGCUCUUUUGGUGGAGUUUCCAUGCCUCCUAUGCCUGUGGCAUCUGUAGCACCUUCUGCAUCUAUUCCAGGUAACCAUAUUCCACCCCUGUAUCUGGAUGGCCAUGUGUUUGCAAGUCAGCCCCGCCUGGUCCCUCAGACGAUACCUCAGCAGCAAAGCUACCAACAGGCUGCUGCUGCUCAACAGAUUCCCAUUUCCCUCCACACAUCCUUACAGGCCCAAGCUCAGCUUGGACUGAGGGGUGGUCUGCCUGUUUCCCAGUCCCAGGAGAUGUACAGUUCCAUUCAGCCCUUCAGGUCUCAGGUGUAUAUGCACCCCAGUCUGUCUCAGCCCAGCACCAUGGUCCUGACAGGAGGCACAGCUCUGAAGCCUCCCUAUUCCGCCUUCCCAGGCAUGCAGCCCUUAGAGGUGGUGAAAACCCAGUCUGGGUCCCCCUACCAGCCCAUGAAUGGAAGCCAGACACUGGUUUAUGAAGGCCAGAUAAACCAGGCGGCUGGCAUGGGAGCCUCCCAGAUGAUGGACUCUCAGCUUACGCAGCUAACGAUGCCUGUGCCUGGCUCUCAGCUUCCUCUGCCCCGCUAUGGCUCUGGCCAGCAGCCCCUGAUUCUACCACAGUCCAUCCAGCUUCCUCAGGGGCAAAACCUGCCUGUAGGAGCUCCCCGAAGAAUCCUCCCUCCUGGAUCCCAGCCUUCUGUUCUUGCUACCAGCAGGGAGUCCUCCCACAUGGAAAUGAAAGGGUUUCAUUUCUCUGAUGGUAAACAGAGUAUGUCCUCUGGAGGGUCUGUACCAUCACCACAUACGUACAGGCCUAGCUCUGCCAGCCCAAGCGGGAAGCCGUCUGGACCAGCAGUUAGUAUGGGCUCUGUGCAAGGACACUAUGUACAGCAGGCAAAGCAGCGGGUGGAUGAGAAUAAAGCCAACUUGGGAGCAGUAAAGCUGCAAGAAACAGCCUCCACAAACCAGAUGAAGCCAGUGCGCACAGGAGCGAUCAAACCUCAGGCAGUCAAAGUGGAGGAGAGCAAGGCCUAGGAGCACCUCCGAUGCCCGGCUGGUCCUGCUGCCUGAGAGGCCCUGCAACUUAGACUGGACCCCACUGGAUCUCCUGAAAAUUGCCAGACCUACUCCCUGCCCCACAUUGACUGACUACAGCAACAUCAUCCAAGCCUGUCUCCCAACAAAGCAGUUUGAAAACAGUGGAUAUGACAUUGACCUGCUUGCUUUAAAACCAACCAUGUGACUUUUAAGUGGCUUGAGCCAUUUGUUUUUAUUUUUAUUCCCCCCCCCCUCCCCAUACCCCAUCCCCAGGUAGCUGUGAUCGCUCACUUGGCAAAUCCCAUUCUCCUUCCCUACUUCUGUCUCAGCAGAGUGGCAACUGGGGGAGAGGGGUUAGUUUGAGGUUUUUCAUUUUAAAGGCAGCUGAGGUUUUUACAGAAAUGCUAUAUCUUUGUUUAUAGCAGAACUUUUAUAUGUUCUCUCAUUUCCCCCCACCCUUCUUUCUGUUUUCCUCAUUCCUUUCCAAAAAGAAUUCCCUCCGGCUCAAAUUAUGUUCUGACAAAA
Molecule: messenger RNA, 7290 nt
Organism: Nestor notabilis (Kea)
Lineage: Eukaryota; Metazoa; Chordata; Aves; Psittaciformes; Psittacidae
Gene: PRRC2B
Product: proline-rich coiled-coil 2B
Exons: 31
Coding region: 55-6762 (2235 amino acids)
Biological process (GO): cell differentiation
Source: RefSeq, a predicted model, not a curated record